Nylanderia fulva is the source of this 1808-nucleotide messenger RNA. It is a transcript of the gene rasp, whose product is annotated as protein-cysteine N-palmitoyltransferase Rasp. The record is from RefSeq and is a predicted model, not a curated record. Gene Ontology annotation, biological process: protein palmitoylation. Gene Ontology annotation, cellular component: endoplasmic reticulum. Gene Ontology annotation, molecular function: palmitoyltransferase activity. Lineage: Eukaryota; Metazoa; Arthropoda; Insecta; Hymenoptera; Formicidae.
GCUGCCAUCUGGGUGAAUACCAACACGAACUAAUACGGUUUCAUUUUCUUAUGGGAGUUUCCCUCCUUGUCCUGCCUGGUCCUUAAUAUAGUCCUUGGAAUACAGAAAAUGAAUGGGAGACAGAUCUACUUUUUUAUUUCAUGAUGAAUUUUUUAGCAAUCAUUAAUAAUCAAGCCAUUGAAAGCUAUUUUUAUUUUCUUACGUGGUCAUGUGCUAUUUUUUAUUCUGCAUAUGAGCUUUAUUUAUCCCACAAUUAUUUUGAUGACUAUUAUGAUGCGUACAAUGAUUUUGACGUAGGAUGGUCUUGGAUUGGAAGAAAGCGAGAUGUAUCUGAUCAAGAAUGGCGUGUAUGGCUUACAUUAGUAAACAAAUUAAUACCAUGCAUUUUUAUACAUUAUUUAGUCAGUCAGAUUAUUAAAGGCUUCCAUAAUAAUGUGAUACUAUGCUGUUGGUACAUCUUGUCCUCUACAGUGUUUCUGUAUUAUUAUAUUGGUCCAUUAGGUGCAUUAUGUGCAAUAUUGCAACCUAGUCUUUUACAUAUAAUAACAUAUACAUGCAGGAAGGAUGUCGCAUGGUUGAUACAUAUUUCAUUUUUAUUUGUAAUACAUGUAUUAAAAAUACCGGAUGGUACUUUUCAAAAUUGGCUGAGAUUCGAUGAUGAGCAGCAUUAUAUUUUGACACUCGCAAUGUGUUGGAUACAUUUAAGGAGUAUUAGUCAUAAUAUGGACAGUAUUAAUGAUCAAUUGCUCAAUUCAAAUAGUUUCGUCCAGAAAUUAGCAUAUUGCUUAUACUUGCCCACAUUAUUUUUAGGGCCACUUAUUUUGUAUCACGACUUUGUGGAAUCUAUUAAUAAACCACACCAAUAUUGGAACUGGCAAAAAUUACAAACUUUUGCAUUAAAUUUAAUUAGAUACAUGUUCUGGUUAUAUUUUACUGAAUUUUUGCUACACUUUAUUUAUGUAAAUGCUAUACAAUACCAUCCUCAGCUUGUACAAAAUUUAAAUCCUUGGGCGCUGUAUGGUUUAGGAUAUUGCAUGGGACAAUUCUUUCUAAAAUAUGUUGUAAUCUAUGGAACUUGUAAUACUUUGUGUAGUUUAGAUAAUGUAAAAGCGCCACCACCACCCAAAUGUAUAGCUAGAAUUCAUUUAUAUUCCGACAUGUGGAAACAUUUUGAUAGAGGUUUAUACAAAUUUCUUAUAAGAUAUAUUUAUAUCCCUAUACGAAAAUCAAAUGGAAAAUUAUUUGCAUCAUUUUUAUGUUUUACUUUUGUUUUUGUAUGGCAUGGAAUACAAAUGAAUAUAUUUAUUUGGUCAAUGUUAAAUUUUAUAGGAGUAACAAUAGAAUUAGGAAUUUUAGUUGGCAAAAGCAAACAAUAUCGCACAAUACAGUCUAUGUAUUUAUCCUCAACAAAUAUUAAGAGAUUUCAUUGUAUAUUAGCAAGCCCUCUUUUAGUUAUGUCAGCUAUAUCUAAUUUUUAUUUUUUUGGAGAUCAAUCAAUUGGUAAUUUUAUAUAUAACAUAAUAUAUGGAUCCUGGAAAACUUUAAUUAUUUUGUUUUUCUUUCUUUAUUGCUGUUGUCAAGUUUCUGUGGAUGUAAAAGAUUGGGAAUUGUCACGGAAAUUAUUAAAAAAUAAUGUAAAAACUGUACAUUAAAUAAAUAUACAUCUAAAUAUACAAAAACUGAUAAAAGAUUAGCAUAGUUUUAAGUACUUUUUAAGUUACAAUUAGUUUUGGAUAUAAUUUAAAAUAUAUAUUAAAAUCUGAUAAUUUCCAUAGAGUAGAGAGUUUAUAAUUUUGAAUUAUUUAAAA